Perognathus longimembris pacificus (Pacific pocket mouse) is the source of this 833-nucleotide messenger RNA. It is a transcript of the gene C13H11orf98, whose product is annotated as chromosome 13 C11orf98 homolog. The transcript is spliced from 4 exons. NCBI's taxonomy places the organism in Eukaryota, Metazoa, Chordata, Mammalia, Rodentia, Heteromyidae. Bases 48 to 419 code for a protein of 123 amino acids. The record is from RefSeq and is a predicted model, not a curated record.
GUAGGCAGAAGCGGAAGUGCGGUCCACGAGGGAACCUCGCUGCAGUUAUGGGUGCCCCGGGAGGCAAGAUCAACCGGCCUCGAACGGAGUUGAAGAAGAAACUGUUCAAGCGCCGGCGGGUUUUGAACCGGGAGCGGAGGCUGAAGCGCAAGGUGGUCGGGGCUGUGAUAGACGAAGGGCUGAUCACGAGGCACCACCUCAAGAAGAGAGCGUCCAGUGCUCGUGCCAACAUUACUCUGUCUGGGAAGAAGCGCAGAAAACUCCUACAGCAGAUCCGGCUUGCACAGAAAGAAAAGGCGGCUAUGGAAGUGGAAGCCCCUUCAAAGCAAGCCAGGACAAGUGAAGCACAGCCCAGACGUCAAAAGAAGAUAAAAGCACCCCAGGAUGUAGACAUGGAGGAUCUUGAAGAGGAGAACUAAACUCUUCUCACAGGAGCUCCUCAGCUGGAGUCAGAAGGAGUUGGCAGUUGCUUUAAAGGACUUUGGAGAAAGCACAAUCUCCUUUCCGUGUCCUCAGAUUCCCCUUUUGCAGUGGUCUACUGACCUUCCCCGGAGGGACGCUAGGAGGGAAGAGGGCACAGAAGGAAGAUUGGAGAGCGUCCUUUCUAGCAAUCAGAUCCAUUUGUAAUGAAACCCUAGAGUUUGACUGAGUGCAGAAAUGGAGGUGGGCCUUGAAAAGCGUAUAUGUGGAGACAGGCCAGAAGCACGACCCACAGAACUUCAUUGAACAAAGGCAAUUAGAAACCAGCCUCUCUUGCUGGGUGCCAGUAGCUCACACCUGUCAUCCUAGCUACUCAGGAGACCGAGAUCUGAGGAUCACGGUUUGAAGCCAGC